AUGAAUUAUAAUAAACAUCAUUCUCAUUUUCAACAAAAAUGUUCAACAUACAAUUCAUUUUCAACAACAGCUUCAUCAAAUCAACAUCCACAAAAUCAAUCAACAAAAAGGGAUGACGAACGCCAAGGCUCACAUCACUGUUCUCAUUUACAGCAGCCAGAAAUGGCUGUUAAUAACAGGGAAUGGCAUGAAGAUAGUCGCUCAUAUUCUCAAUCAUCACAUCAUCAUCAUUCACUGCAUCAAACUUAUACAUCAAUAGUGCAACGUCCACCAUCUUCAAAUCGUUCACAUUUACAGCUGCCGGAAACGGCAAGUAGUAGCAGUGUGGAAUGGCACGAAGAUGGUCAAAGACAUACGUACCGACAACAAUCAUCAUCACAAAAUCGUUCGUAUCAUGCGUCACGUCAACCAUCUCGUCACCCACAUGAACAUCUCCUAAAUCGAUCUGAAGACAACAUCCCUUCGUCAAUUCCUGAAUCAAAGAGAAGGAAAUGGCUGAAAGCCGGAGAAAAAGCACGUGCAAAACAUCAAUUAAAUGCAAUUACAACACCAUUCACAUGGUCAAAACACCAUUACGGCGAACCAGUCCUCAUUGAUUAUCUAACAGAUCAUGCACAAUUAAAGGACUUAAUCGAAAAAGUUAAAUCUGUUAAAUUAUAUAUGAUUGAUACAGAAGGAGAUGCUAAUUUAAACAGAUAUAGUUCUGAUAAAAAACAAAACAGUACACCAGCAUUAAUACAAAUUCAAGCCAUUCAUAGCCAAGAAAUUGCCACAGUAAUUAUCAUCGAAGCACAAUUUCUACCCCAACCAACCACAGCUAGUUAUUCUUGUUUACACAAUUACGAAAAAUUAAAAACAUGGGAAACAGAAGAAGAUAAAAUUACACGUGCAGAAAUGAUUAUCUAUGCUAUCAACGAUGUCUUCGCUCCCACCCAUUUGUAUUUCUUUUUAGAAACUCCAGAAUAUUGCUUCACUUCACACACAUCUACAUCAACAACAAUGAUUGAAAAACCCCAUAUAUUCUUAUUAGCCGAUAGUCAUGGAAGAAACAUUCAUAAACGACUACCAUCAUCAUGCAAUUACCAGUUAGAUAUUGAAUGGCAAUCAGGAAUGAAAUGGGUAGACAAUUAUCAAGAAAACAUGUCAGCAAUAGAUGCCCUUACAACAGCAGCCGUGUCUUCCCGUCUUUCACCAUCAUGUGCAUUAAUUCUACUACUUGGAACAAAUUCUAUAAGAACAACUCCAUAUGAUCAAAUAAUUCCACAAAUCGAAACAUUCAUUGUCAUCAUUCGUACUCGUUUUCCAAACAUAAAAUCAAUAGCUAUCGUAAAUUGUAUUCCUUGUGCUAAACAGACCAACCGAUUUCCUUUCGAAAAUCUUCAAUCAAACAUCAGCAAGUAUAAUACUUCAUUGAAAUUGUUAACAGAAGCUUUCAACGUGCAUUUAAUUGAUCCACAAAUUCAAUUACAUUAUCUGAAUAGUGAUGGUAUUCAUAUAGACGUUUUAUAUCAAGAUCUAUUAUUCAACGCACUAUUUCAUCAUUGUGAAUCUUUAACUUCGCAUACCAUAACAGUAACAGAACACCCCCAAAGUGCUUUAAAUCAUUCUACAUUAGACGAUCAUGUCAAUUCUAAUAACCUUAUUGAUACAACAACAACAACACUCAUACCAUCAAUAACUACAACAUCUUCCAAUGAAAUCAAUAAAGAUCAACAACAACAACAACCACCGAAGGAAAAAACGAAAGCAGUACGUACUGCUGAGCAAAAGACGGCCCGAAAUAGAAAACGACAUGAAAGAGCAAAAGAACAUCUGCUAGAAAAUUCAAUUUCACGUACAAUAUGUAAAGGUUGGAGUAUGAAAUUAAUAAAAGCUGUCUUAACACAUUAUGGCAUCAGUUCGUACCAUACCCCAAAUCCACAAAAAGGAAAACUAGAAAUACGUUUGAAAACACAAGAAGAAUCCCAUCUCGCCAAUCAUCAGUUACCAGAUGAUGCAUUUAAUGAAGAAAAUUUAACAGAAUGGUUAGGCAAGCAACAACCAGAACCGGAAUUAUAA
This is a messenger RNA of Didymodactylos carnosus, 2058 nucleotides long. The record is from the annotation of a GenBank genome assembly. NCBI's taxonomy places the organism in Eukaryota, Metazoa, Rotifera, Eurotatoria, Philodinida, Philodinidae.